AGUAUAUAGUAUAUAUAGUAUAGAUUGUUUGAUAUAUUUGAUGAGUUAUACAGAGUUAUAUAUAGAAUCUACUGAACAGAAGACCUUAUCUGACCAGGUUAGUAUGUAUAACCCUGGCCAGAGCUGUCCAGGGCUGUACAAGCUGGCACUGUAUAGACUUAUACAGCCCUGGACGGGGUCACCCUAACUAACUACAUGUACGAGGCCAGCCGAGGUUGCGCGUUUAGCGCAUCGAAAUUAGCCGAAUCGACGACGACAGCUUACUGUUAACCGGCUUCAACAUCCCAAAGCCGAAGCCGAACGAGCUGGCGAGGGUAUUCAACAUGCGACCAGGACAAAUGCUGAUAAGAAGAAACGUCGAAUGACGGGUUUAUCCAGACCUGGAAAAUAUAGGACAUGGUCACAUAGCGACAGCACAGCCAAGUGCCAUAUUCCGCUUUUUGUCACUGUUCACCCACUUCAAGGGAUACAUACAUACAGGAUACCAUGUCUGCGCCUGCGACAACAACACCUCCUCCGGCCGCGAGAUUUGUCCUCUUGGACUUUCCUGCCCCUCAUGUUCUUCUUGUUACUAUCAACCUUGAGAAGCAAAUGAACUCUCUGCCAGUCGACGCAGUGUGGGAGAUGCAUCGAGUUUGGACAUGGUUCGACAAUGAGCCUGAGAUGCGCGUGGGAAUUGUCACCGGGGCGGGUAAGAAGGCUUUCUCGGCCGGGAUGGAUCUGAAAGAGCGGCAAUCGUUGUCAGCAUCUGAUUUUGAUUCCGCUGCACGGUUAAACGCAUACCCCUCCACUGGUUUUGCCGGACUCACUCGACGAACGGGUAGAAAACCAAUAAUAGCGGCUUGCAACGGGCAUGCGCAUGGUGGAGGUUUUGAAAUCGUCCUCAACAGCGACAUCGUGAUCGCGUCAGAGAACGCGGAUUUCCGACUCCCGGAUGUAUUGCGCGGAACAGCAGCGAUGGCUGGUGCGUUUCCACGGCUGUGCAGAACGUUUGGCCUUCAAAGAGCCAUGUGGCUCGGUUUGACGGCGCAUACCUUGACGGCACAAGAAGGUCUGCAAUGGGGCCUUGUCCAAAAGAUUGUACCCAUUGAUGACCUGAUUAGGGAGGCGGUGGAUGUUGCGAAACUCAUUGCUAGCAUGAGCCCUGAUAGUGUCGUUGUCACUAGGGCCGGUAUACGGCAGGCAUGGGAAACAAGCAGCGUGGAACACGCAACAUUCUUGACGGGAGAGACCUACGCGGCGAAGCUGAUGUCUGGAGAAAAUGCGCGGGAAGGAAUGCUUGCAUUUAAAGAGAAGAGGCUCCCGAAAUGGCUGCCAUCGAAGCUGUAACUAGAGUUCUUUUUCAAAACUAAGUAAAGUCUCGUGUAUACAUUUAGUUACCAUUUUUAAUUAUACUAGAAAUAAUGCGCUCAGCACUUAGAGGCGUGGUUAUUCUUUUCCUUGCAGCUGGAUAUUCGGUAUUCCGGGACAUAUAAUAUUCUAUUUAUAUUUUAACAUGAGAUUUAUUUCC
Messenger RNA from Blastomyces dermatitidis ER-3, 1510 nucleotides. Its product is annotated as enoyl-CoA hydratase/isomerase. NCBI's taxonomy places the organism in Eukaryota, Fungi, Ascomycota, Eurotiomycetes, Onygenales, Ajellomycetaceae. The transcript is spliced from 3 exons. Gene Ontology annotation, biological process: fatty acid beta-oxidation. The record is from RefSeq and is a predicted model, not a curated record. Gene Ontology annotation, cellular component: mitochondrion. The coding region runs from base 487 to 1329 and encodes 280 amino acids. Gene Ontology annotation, molecular function: enoyl-CoA hydratase activity.